AUGCCUUCGCCUACCAAGACUCCCAAGUCUCCAGGCAAGCAUGCUACCCCUGUGAAGGCUGUCACUAAGUCUUCUCGCGAUGCCCCCGAUGCAGUGGACAAUAAGAUCUUGGUCAACAUCCUGAAGUCGUUCGACAAGGAGGAGAAAAAGAUCGAUCUCAAUGUCUUUGCCACUCUGCAGGGAUACACUAACGUUCGAUCUGCAAGCAACACUUUUCACAAGUUGCGCAAGACUUAUGGCCUGAACGUUGAGGGCUUCAUGAUUCGCACCAAGGUUUCGCCUACCAAGGCCACCAAAGUCGCCAAGUCGACUGGCAAGACCCGUGUUACCAAGAAGACCAAGGAGGUCUCCUCUGGUAAAGUCAACCGGUCCUCUGACGCUAUCGACCUGUCUUCUGACGGCAGCGAGCUAUCUUCUCUGGACGAAGAGAAAGUUCUCGCCAACGAGCCUGUUGGUGAGGACCACGGCAAUGAGGAUGCCCUUGUGGAGUCUCCUGUCAAGAAGUUUGACGAUGAAGAGAUCCCCGCUAAGCAGGUUCUUGCCGCUAUGAACCUCUAUGUUCAGGGUGAGCUGUGA
This is a messenger RNA of Penicillium verhagenii, 576 nucleotides long. RefSeq lists its product as uncharacterized. The transcript has 3 exons. The coding region runs from base 1 to 576 and encodes 191 amino acids. The record is from RefSeq and is a predicted model, not a curated record. Lineage: Eukaryota; Fungi; Ascomycota; Eurotiomycetes; Eurotiales; Aspergillaceae.